GACCUUUUAAUUCAUGCAAUCUUCCCCUCUUUUUCCUCCGUUUUUUCACACAAAUUGAUCUCCCUCCAUCAAUCUUCUUUCUUUUUUACUCAAUCGAUUCAUCAUUCCACCAGGUUAUCAUAACAUGAUUACAUUAAACGCACAAUUUCGCUAGGGUUUGCUUCCAAUUCGUCCAUCCCUCUGAACCCUAAAUUUGGGAUCUGAUGAUCCAAUUUAGGGCGAUUUUUGGUCGUGAGAUGUACGUGAUGCAGAUUUUAAAGGUUUAGAUUGGUUAACAAUGGCUGCCACCAAGGGAAUAAUGGAUCACCUGAUUACGGCCACCUGCGAAUGGAUUUUGAUGUUUUGGAUGUUCGUAGAAGCGGCUAUCGCAUAUUCGCUUAGGAAAUUUGCUAAAUACUGCAAGUUACAGAGACCGUGCUUGUUGUGUUCCCGGCUUGACCAUUUGUUUGGGAAUGAAGAUUUGCAUUUGUUUUGUAAAAAGCAUCAGUUAGAUGUCUCGCAUUUGAUAUAUUGUAAUGUUCACGAAGAGCUGGUUGACGUGCGCGAAAUGUGUGAAGAUUGCGCGAAUUCCGCGAGUUUGGAAACACGGUCUAAUUCGGAAAGUUACAGGUUUGUUGGGGAGCAAAGAUCAUAUUAUGCAUGUUCUUGUUGUAAAAGUGGUUGGAAAGAAAAGUCAACGGGUCAACAACCGAUUUGGUCGAAUGUUAGUUCAAGGGGGUCUAAAGCUACCACAAAACCUCCUUUGCCUCGUGUUACUCGGCAUGGGAGGCCAAAGAGGCCGAAGAAUAAAGUCAAACAUCGGCAUAGGGAUGCAUUGUCUCCCGUAGGACAAUAUCCCGGAAUCAAAUUUACGUCUGAUUCGGAGCUUGAAUUUCUUUUUUCGGAUACUGAUGAUGGUGGCUUCAAAGUGGUCGGGAUCACUGAAAGAAGUAUGAAAAACGACGAGAAUGAUCUUCUUACUCAGUACAAGAAUCUCGGAAAGCAUGCUCAUAGUACUCCUGAUCUCCGGUCUUCAUUUCUUCUUGAAGCACACCUUAACGAAUGUCCUAGAACUCGAUCAAGAACACGGUCCGCAUCUUUGACACCCGAUUGUCUAAUCAGGCAUAAUUUGGUUGAACUGAAACGAAGAAGCGAUCAAUUUGACCCGUUGAAGAUCGGGAUAGAUAAGAAUCCAUCAUCAUCAAUGAACGCUAAAACACGUGGAUCAUUCGACGGUUCUAUAUUCUUGAAUACCAAUAUUGGUAGUCAGAAUCGAUGCAACAUUUUUUCACGGCAUUCGUUUAGUGCUGCUGAUUUGGGGUCUGCAAUUCGUCUAGAGAUGCAAAAUAAUAAUCCUUUACGGCAACGUUCUGCAUCUUUAACGCCAAAUAUGCCAUCUGGUUAUGGUUUGGGAAAUGAUCAUUUACGACAACGUUCUGCAUCUUUAACACCGAAUAUGUCAUCUGGCUAUGUUUUGGGAACUGAUCAUUUACGACAACGUUCUGCAUCUUUAACACCGAAUAUGUCAUCCGGUUAUGGUUUCGGAGAGCAUCAAAUGCCGAAAAACGUUCAUCCAAAAGAGAAGAAACACAAGAAAGUAUCAUCUCAUCGGUAUGGAUAUUUAGAUGAUUCUGUCGUCUUGAUUAACGCGGGUAAGCAUCAUAACCGAAGCAAGAUUCCUCGACGACAUUCGUAUAGUGUUUUCCAGCUUGGCGGUGAUAUUCUUCUAAACAUGCCUACUGACGAAAGUCAAAACGGUUCUAUUCUUUACGCUUUCGAUGACUAUAAAAAGCUGAAAUCACGUUCACCAGAGCAAGAUUUUAUGAAUACCAUGCAAUUCGCACAAAAAGAAGAUGAAGCUUACACGCCAUUACAACCCAUUAGCUUUAUUAGAGGCGAUUUACCAGUCGCUUUUAUCGACAGGAGUAAAUGGUAUGGAUCUUUUUUAGAUGAUUCUGCUGUCAUGCGUAACACAGGUAUUCAGUAUCAAGACGUUACUCCUCGAAGGCAUUCGCAUAGUUUUUUCGAUCUCGGCCGUGAAUUUGUUCUAAAGGUGCCCGCUAACGAAAGUUUAACAAACAGUUCUGCGUCGUUUGCACCAAGAGGUUCUAUUAAUUAUGGUUUUGAACAACCGAACAAUAUGAAAUUCCAAACGAGGCCUAAUCCUUUUGCUGAUUCUGUUCGACGCCCUCGUCGAAAAAGUAAACGAGGCAAAAAGUCAAACAGGAUUAGCGGGUAUGAAUCGUUGGAUGAUUUGGUUGUUUCAUUAAAUGAUGCUUAUAAUCAUGGUUUUGGAGAACCGAAACAGCCGGUAUUCCAAACAUUCCCAACGGUGCAUAAUUUUAAUCAACCAACCUUUUUUUUAAACAAGAAUCAAGGAGGGUAUCAAUCCAUGGAUGAUUUGGUUGUUCCGUUUAACACAGGUUUUUACGAGAAAAACAAAGAUCCUCGAAGGCAUUCUUAUAGUGCUUUCGAGCUCGGGAAUGCACUAUUAUUAAACGUGCAACCUAUUGAUAGAAGUUCAACCAUGACACAAAAUGGUGCUUAUAAUCAUGGUUUUGGAGAACCGAAACAGUCGGGAUUCCAAACGAUGAAUAAUUCAUCUCAUCCACUUGUGUUUUUAAACAAGAAUCAAGGGUAUGGAUUUAUGGAUGAUUCUGUUGUAACGCGUAAAACGGUCAUUGAUAACCAUAACCAUUAUCAUAACCAAAACAAGCUUCCUCGAAGGCAUUCGUAUAGUAUUUUACAGCUCGGCGGUGAUAUCGUUCUAAAUAUGCCGGUUGAUGAGUCCAUCAGUCAAAGUUUCAGAGACCCGCAAAGGUCAUUCCAAAAGGUCGAAAGAGAUCAGAAUUUGUUUUCGUUACCUCCAACAGGAUCGGUUAAAAGAUUCCGUCCAUCGUAUGAUGUCGGAAGUGAUUUACCGAUAGAUAAGUCGAAAUGGCAUGGCUCUUUUGAUGAUUAUUUGAUCUAUCGUAGCAUGGCUAGUCAAAGUCAAAGUAGUAAUCCUCGAAGGCAUUCGCAUAGUGCGUUGGACUUGGGUCGAGCACUUCUAUUAGAGAUCAAUCUCGAAAACAGUUUAAGAAACUUCAAUGCAUCUUCGGCACCACACGGGUCAACCGGACAUGGGUCAACCGACUCAACCGAACAUAACCGGUCUCAUCAUCAUAGAGCUAAGAGAAACAAUAGUCAGUUGCCACCACCAUGCCCCAUGAACCACCCAUUGGGUUCGUCAUCCGAUUCUAGAAACGAUCUACCAACGUUUUCUUUCGAUACGAAUCACGGGGUUCGAUCAAUGGAUGAUUCUUUUUUCUCACAUAAAACCGGUAAUCAUAAUCAAAAUCAAAAUCAAUAUCAUAACGGUAAUCCUAGAAGGCAUUCUUACAGUGCAUUCGAGCUCGGGUGUGCACUUCUGCUGAAUAUGCAACGCGAACGCGAUACAAGCUCAACACGUCGAUCUGCAUCUUUGACACCAAAGAUCCAAAUAGUCAAAGAAAGUCAACUUCCAAACUUCAAGAAAGCCGAACCGUCAUUCGUAUCAGUAACCACCAUUACAGAUGAUUUAUCCAAUUUAUCCAGCACUUCUUUAUAUAAACCUCAUGGGUAUCUAUCUUGUGAUGAUUCCGGUGUUUCAAAAAGCGGUCAAAAACGAUCGAAGAAUCUCACGAGGAAUUACUACAGUCAUUCUGAUCUAACAUCUCCAGUUAUCCUGCAAAUGACUCUUGAUGAAGGUUUGACCAAAAAGUCAGCAUCUUUGACUCCAGAUUUUGGAGAUAUAAAUUCAUUGAAAUUCCAAGCUGGAUCAGCUUCAUCUCAACAAAGACGCAAGAAAAACGAACGUUCGAAAGCCAAACGAAACAAACGAUCAAAAGCCAAGAAAGGCAAGAAACCGUUGAGAAAAGUAAACAACGUUAAACCCACGAGUUCAACAACUAACGCUCUAAGUGAUGCAUCGUAUGAAUCUUUCGAAGAUUCUGAUGCAUAUGAAUCUUUUGAUGAUUCUGAUACAUAUGAAUCUAACGCGGAUAGUCAAAACCGGUUCAAUAUCUUUUCACGAAAUUCCCAAAGUGUUUCUGAUUUAGGAUCUGCAGUAUUUCAUGAAAUGCAGCCCGAAGACAGAUCAAGAAACCGAUCCAAAUCGUUAACACCAGAGUCUUCUUAUUUUUUCGAUGAUCCGGUGCAAUUCACAGUUAAAAAAGGCCAAGAAAAGAACCCUGCAGAAGUGGAGAAAGAUAAGAAACCAUUACAAUUACCGCCAACAUACCCGCCAAAAGAAAUGGAUUCAUCGAGUACUGCGAGACCCAGUUUGUGUCCUACUUGUUCGUUAGAUGGUAGUGAAAUCGACUACUUUGGUUUAGAAAAGGUGAAACGACAAGCGGAAGAUGAUGUCCGAUGCAUGCGAUUACUACAAUCAGAACUAGAAGCCGAACGAAACGCUGCAACUGUGGCUGCAAAUCACGCAAUGAAUAUGAUCACACGAUUACAACAAGAAAAAGCCGCUCUUCAAAUGGAAGCUUUGCAGUAUCUACGAAUGAUGGAGGAACAAGCCGAAUACGAUAUGGAAGCGUUACAGAAAGCCAACGAGUUAGUUGAAGAAAAAGAGAACGAAAUUCAAGAUCUGUUAAACGAACUGGAACAGUACAGAGCCAAAUACGGCUAUGACCCAUUGAACCUGAACGCUGUUAAAAGUUUUGACGAUGAAAAACGUUACAUUUUGGAAUCGCUAUCGACACUAGAAAAGAAGAUUAAUCAGUUGUCGAAUCGGGCUCAUGAUAAAUCUCCAGAAAGUGACUUUUUGAAACUGGAGCGUGAAGUUUUCGAAAUGAAAGAGAAGAUGGAAGCAUUGCAGGCUGAUCUUGAUCUUAUUAAGCAUGUUUGUAACACACUUCAUGCUAAUGAGGGGAUUGAAUUUAUUCAAGAAAUAGCUCAUCAGUUACAAGAUAUGAGAAGAAUAAUGUUUGAUAGAAGAUUAGUUUCCAGCAAUUAAGGAUGCAUCCUUCAACAAAACCAUGUUUCCUGAGUUGAUAAUGAGCAUAAGACGAGUGACCCGUUCCUUGAAAAUCAGGCUCGGUUUAUUUAUUAGCAGCAGUUUGUCAUUUUGAUAUGCGUGCUACGACUGCAAGAAGACUUUUUACCCGUCCGACCCGUUCAAUUUUUACAGCUUUUUUUUGGUCACUUUUGUGAAGUUGAAUAUGAUUCCUUGUACAUUUGUGGUAUUGUAGUUUAGAUGGAAUUAUGUCUUAUGUUUAACACUGUGAACACCACUAAUAAAUGAUUCAUUUCAUUAAGAAUCAUGGUUUUUGUUUUUUCA
Messenger RNA from Helianthus annuus (common sunflower), 5287 nucleotides. RefSeq lists its product as uncharacterized. The coding region runs from base 278 to 4963 and encodes 1561 amino acids. The transcript has 4 exons. Lineage: Eukaryota; Viridiplantae; Streptophyta; Magnoliopsida; Asterales; Asteraceae. Gene Ontology annotation, molecular function: myosin binding. The record is from RefSeq and is a predicted model, not a curated record.